This is a messenger RNA of Phalaenopsis equestris, 1434 nucleotides long. Its product is annotated as probable serine/threonine-protein kinase WNK11. Lineage: Eukaryota; Viridiplantae; Streptophyta; Magnoliopsida; Asparagales; Orchidaceae. The coding region runs from base 236 to 1243 and encodes 335 amino acids. Gene Ontology annotation, molecular function: ATP binding; protein serine/threonine kinase activity. Gene Ontology annotation, cellular component: cytoplasm. The record is from RefSeq and is a predicted model, not a curated record. The transcript is spliced from 4 exons. Gene Ontology annotation, biological process: intracellular signal transduction; protein phosphorylation.
CUUUCCUUUGUCUAUCCCGACGUUUACGAGCUAUCUGCAAAGUCAUCGCCGCUGCUCGCCGUUCUUCCUCAGAUUUCAAACAGGGGAUCGCUUCUGAAUCUUCUGUUUGCGAUCAGCAUAUGAGGGAAUCAAGAACUUCUUAUUUCCUUGUGAUCUGCGCGGCCUCCGUGUUCCUUUAAUCGUUGCAGGGUUGCCGAGUGCGUGGGCUUUGGAUUUAAUUGCUCUUAGAGCGAGGAUGUCGUGGGUCCAGCGGGACCCUUCGGACAACGAUAGGGAGCCAUUUGUGGAGAUGGAUCCGACCGGAAGGUAUGGUAGGUAUGCAGACAUCCUCGGCAUCGGUGCUACCAAAAAGGUUUACAGAGGCUUCGAUCAGGAGGAUGGGAUUGAGGUGGCUUGGAAUCAAGUGACGCUGCGUAGUUUCAAAGAGGACUCGCAGAUGCUUAAUAGAAUCUUCUCGGAGGUGCGACUUCUCCGGUCUCUGCGUCACGAGAACAUUAUCAUGCUCUAUAACGUGUGGACCGACGACGAAGCCGGGACUCUGAAUUUUAUAACGGAGGUAUGCACUUCCGGUAAUCUCAGAGAAUACCGAAAAAAGCAUUGUCAUGUCUCCCUCAAGGCAUUGAAGAAGUGGUGUCGCCAGAUCCUUGUUGGUCUGGAUUACCUCCAUAAGCAUGAUCCUUGCAUCAUUCACCGGGAUCUCAACUGCAGUAAUGUGUUCAUGAAUGGGAACACCGGCGAGGUGAAGAUCGGUGACCUGGGCCUAGCUGCAGUUGUUGGCAACAGGCACUUGGCCCACUCAAUCCUCGGUACGCCGGAGUUCAUGGCGCCGGAGCUGUACGAGGAAGACUACACGGAGCAAGUGGAUAUUUACUCGUUCGGCAUGUGCGUGCUAGAGAUGAUGACGAACGAAAUACCCUACAGCGAGUGCGACUCCGUGCCCAAAAUCUACCGCAAAGUCACCGCCGGCAUUCGCCCAGCCUCCCUCAGUAAGGUACGCGACCACGAAAUCCACUCCUUCAUCGAACGGUGCCUCGGCAAUCCCCGCUUCCGUCCCUCCGCCUCCGAGCUUCUCAAAGAUCACUUCUUCGCCGGCCUCGAAGUCAUGCCCACCGCCCCCCCACUUCCCUGGCCGCCCGCACGUGUUCCAUCUGCUCACUCCGUUGACAAAUCUGGCGAGCAGAAGGCGGCGGACCAUUCGACGUCUUCAGCCACCGCCGGUCGUGCAGCCGCGACUAUGCUUUAGUACUCCAGGUUUUGUUUGUUGAUGAUUUUAUGGUUUUUUGAUUCUUCAAGUCUUCAUAUGAUCGAAUAGGAAUUUUUCAGGCGCCUUGUUUUUUUGAUGGGCAAUGAUCAGUGCUAUGCAUCUGGUGGUAAUUCGCAUAUGUUCUUGAAAUAUUAGAUCAAUAUUACGUUGUGAAUUAUUUUUGUGUGUGU